Molecule: messenger RNA, 3846 nt
Organism: Dermochelys coriacea (leatherback sea turtle)
Lineage: Eukaryota; Metazoa; Chordata; Testudines; Dermochelyidae
Gene: ESCO2
Product: establishment of sister chromatid cohesion N-acetyltransferase 2
Exons: 12
Coding region: 92-2362 (756 amino acids)
Biological process (GO): mitotic sister chromatid cohesion
Cellular component (GO): nucleus; chromatin
Molecular function (GO): protein-lysine-acetyltransferase activity
Source: RefSeq, a predicted model, not a curated record
GAACCGCGCACCGGAAACGGAGAAGCUCGCGCAAGCCGCCGGCUGUGCGCAGAUUCGGACGCCGGGCAGGCCGCUGUAGUAGGUUGUGCGCAUGUGCGUCGCCGCCUUCUUUUGCAAGCGUGGCCGUUGGGCUGCUGUCCUGUGUGACGACACAUCCCAGCAUGGAAUGCCCCGCUUCCCUCAGGCUGUGACGCAAGAGGACUACAGCUUCCGGCAAUCAUUGCGACAGGACUUCAUCGUAGAAGGCCGCCUUUUUUUUUCCCUGCAGUGCCUGGUGGGAAUUGCAGUCUCCGAGACUGAGCACUUUAUUGAGAUGGCAGCUGUUACUCCAAGAAAAAGGAAUCGUAGUUCUACUAGCUCUGAUAGCAUGUUCUUAGCACUUGGGACUCCAGCAAAAAAACUGAUGAUGGACAUCACCGUGGAUCUGUCUCCAGUCAAGACAUCUACAAAUCGGACCUUUGCUUCUCGAACAAAAUGGCCACCUAGAUUUAGUGAUGAGGAUAAAGAAAACCAGGCUUCACCUCUGAAAUCCUCCAUGUCAAGGAAGCUUGAUAAUUCCCCACUUCAGAUAGCCAACAUCCCAAUGACAGCAUGUAGGGAGUUCCUGAGUAAAUUGUUUCCAAAAUCUGGUUCCCCAUACAAGCCCAUCGUGCCUGCUGCAUCUUUCUACAGCAAAGAAAAGCGGUACCUUACCCCACUGGAGAGGAAACUGGUAAAUGAAAGCCGCCCUCUUAGUUGGAGGGACAACGAUGGAGACCUCCCCACUGCCAAUAGGACGGAGAAAGUACAGGGAAAUAUGAACCUCAUCAGGAAUACAAGCUCAAAAACAUCCAAACGUCAGACUGGUUCUAGGCACACCAAGAUUUUACCAAGAAACUCUAAGAAAGCCAAGGUAGAUAUAGCUCCUGUCAAACCUGUUGUGGAAAAGGAGAACAUUAUUUGCCCAAUUGAAAAGAAAAUGGAGGCUCCUUUCCGAGUCCUAAGCAUGAAAGUGAAACCCCUGCUGAAGCUCCAAAUGGGAGCAGCAUUCUUUUCCACUGGGAAGAAAUCCCAUUCUGGUCCUAAAAAGCUGCCUUCAGGCCUUAAAUCCUCCCAGCUUCUCUCUAGUUCUGCAGCAGAGGGUGACCAGCUGAGACUAUCAGGAGAUACAGAGUUUCACUCAGAUGAUAAAAACAAAGUUGCCAAGGCCAGUGAGGUAUCAAAAUGUGCAAGUGUGCCCCAGAAGAAGGGGAAUGAAGAUAGAGAGGAGGAUAGGGAGAAAUUGGCCAAUAACAUAAGUCAAAAGAAGGUCAUUCACAAAUUGAAGGUCUCAAUGCAGAAAGUUGAAUUGAUCCCAUUCAGCGGCUCUGAUUCCUCAAAGCCUUUGACUCCAGAGGAGACUGAUACAAGGAACCUGAACUCUGAUGACGCUGGAUCUUCCAUAAACCAUGAGUUCGACUAUCAAGAGAAUAUUCCUUUCAGUCAGUCUCCAAUAGAGAAUAAUAAAGUGUCCCCUUCAGCAGAUGUUGUCUAUCCCAUAUUCAGUACACCCUCAGUCAACAAAGCAAGACCACAGCCUUUCCCAGAUGAUCUGGCUUCUCCCCUGGGAUUCAGCCCACCUACAAAAAUGGUUCAUACCUUCCAGAAAACCAGCAAGAAAACAAAAGACCUAAGCAAAGACUUUAAAGACCAGAUGAUCAUUGAUGCUGGACAGAAGCAUUUUGGUGCCAUCAUAUGCAAAUCAUGUGGCAUGAUCUAUACAGCUGCCAGCCCAGAGGAUGAAGCCCAACACAUCCAGCAUCACCAGAGGUUCCUUGAGGGAAUUAAAUAUGUGGGUUGGAAGAAAGAGCAUGUGGUAGCAGAGUUCUGGGAUGGGAAAAUGGUUUUGGUCCUUCCAGAUGAUCCAAAAUAUGCCAUCAAAAAGGCAGAAGAUGUGCGAGAACUUGUAGAUAAUGAACUGGGAUUUAAACAAAUUGUGUUAAGCUGCCCAUCCAAGAUUAAAACCUACUUUUUUGUGUCCAGUGAAAGGAAGAUAGUUGGUUGUUUAAUUGCUGAACAAAUCAAACAGGCAUUUCGAGUGCUGUCUGAGCCUAAUGUUCCACAGUCCCCUAAUCAGGAUGUCCUGCAGCACCAUCGUGCCUGGCGUUGUUCCAUAAAGCCAGAAGCUGCCAUUUGUGGGAUCAGUAGAAUCUGGGUGUUCAGCCUGAUGCGGAGAAGAGGCAUUGCACGUCGUAUGGUGGAUGUAGUUAGAAACACAUUCAUGUAUGGUUGUUACCUAAGCACUGAUGAAAUCGCCUUCUCUGACCCAACACCAGAUGGCAAGCUGUUUGCAACCAAAUACUGCCAAACCCCUAACUUCCUUGUUUACAAUUUUAUUAGUUAAGACCAAUUCCAAACAAUCGCAGUUAAACUGAACUGGAGCUGUUUAGUUUGCUAAAUGUAAAGCAAUUUGCCUGUUUGUUUGUCUUAUUCAGCCAUGUGCCAUUUUAGAUUCCUACUGAGUGCUAACUCUUGCUGCUUGAUUGAGUUAAAAGAAUGUCACUUUCUGUACAUAAUUAUGUUCAGUAUUUUAAUGUUUGUACUUUGUGAAACUAAACCCAAGUUUGAUUCUAAAUGUUCGUUCUGAAAGCUAAAGUUUUUAUUGCAAUAACUUGUAAAUUUCAAAAAUUAUAUUAAUAUAAAGAUUUCUCCGAGUUAGAUUUGGCUUGGAUAAAUGUCUGGCUACUUCAUACCACAGGAUAUGAGGGAGACUCCCGCUAAUUUUGAAACUUUUUAUAUGUAUGCUACUUGCUUUGGUUCAGCUGGACACCAGUGUUCUGCUCUCUGUGCUGCUGAGGGAGAUACCAGUGGUCCAGGGAUGUUGCAGAUAUAGAUUAUACCUGGUGCUAGAAGUUGCAUGCUGGGAGUCAAGUGACUGGGUGAGGACUCUAGACCUAUAUGGUACCUUUCCAGAGUGGGAGUUGCAGCGAACAGAAGAUAAAGCAAAACAUACCUGCUGGUUGCUGUUACUGACACAGCUCUAAAACUUACCUGAGAGGGGAGCGGCUGUAAAGCACUUGUAGCUGUGGCCUGGACCCCUUAUGCCCAAAAGUCAAUGGGACUAUUAAUAUGAAUAAAGAGUGUAUUUUUCAGUAACUUGUCUAGAUAUGCUCAGAUAGAAUCUCCACCUGCUGCUCAGGGAUUAAAAUUAAUAUUGAUCCUAAAUCUUGCUGUAGACAGACUCAGUAGUAUUCUUGCACUGGUGGUGGUGGUGAUUAUGGAUAGUUUGUUCAAUAAAAGUCCUCUGAAAUUUAAUUGGGUGCCUCAUUUCUGAAAGUUACAAGUACGAGCAGUUGGAUGAACACUUGCAUCUUGGGUUCAGAAGUUUGGUUGUUUGUUUGUUUUUUUUAAAUGAAUCCCUUUAGCCUAGUUUAAGGCUCCAGUGGCCCCUUUUGAAUUCACAAUCCCAUGUAAAUUGUCCUAAUCACUCAAUUAGUCAUUCUCUGGCUUGCAGGGUUGGUCUCCACCUUUCCACUGACAAAUCAAGCAGGAGCAGCAAUGCUAACUUCUUCCAACAGUUUUCUGCAUUAGAGGACUCAUGUAAAGGAGCCAAAGGGAAACUCUUUUGUGAGCUCCAUUUAAUCCCUAGUUUCACUGCCCUGCUAUUCUCCAGGAAACAGGUGUGGUCUGGUCUUUACCUCCCCUAGUAUCACAUCUCCCCUUAACUAUAAAUAUAUUUGAGUGAAGUCCAACUACUCUUCCUGGCCCCUGCUAAUUGAAAUUGGCAUGUAUUUAUUUCCUUCCAGAUAUAAUCUUUCACUAGUUUUGAGGCAUGGCUUGUUCUCUAAACUGAUAAUGCUAUUACCAAUAUCUUUAUUUUACUAAGGA